AUGUCGUUUCGAGAUUCCGUGGACUAUGUGGCCCAAGAGCGUGUCACUCAACUCGCACGUACUUACUGGCUUCCGAAGUCUGCACUCGAGCGAGGUACUACAUCUGUUGCCGACUCGAACGAAAUCCAACCGCUCGUUUCGAACGUUCUCGAGAGGAUCUAUAAGGAGGAGUUGUUGACAUCAGGAUUUUCGCAUCGUCGCUGUUUAGCUUUGGAAUUGAACCAGUAUUUAGAGCGAUGGUUGUGGCCUCAUUUUGACCCAGACACCUCUAGUCGGGCACAUUUGCUAUCGAUUUGUGCCAUGGUGAACGAAAAAUCCCGAGGUCGUGUUCCCAUUUGGCAGGUAAGCAGCUCCGAUUGA
This is a messenger RNA of Echinostoma caproni, 360 nucleotides long. NCBI's taxonomy places the organism in Eukaryota, Metazoa, Platyhelminthes, Trematoda, Plagiorchiida, Echinostomatidae. The record is from the annotation of a GenBank genome assembly.